Messenger RNA from Cuscuta campestris, 1809 nucleotides. NCBI's taxonomy places the organism in Eukaryota, Viridiplantae, Streptophyta, Magnoliopsida, Solanales, Convolvulaceae. The record is from the annotation of a GenBank genome assembly.
AGGUUGUUGGUUCGUUGGUGGAAGCCCGUGGAUCUAUCCGCCUUCAUUUUACAGACAAAUAGGAAGGGAUGGGAUUCACUACUUCAGGAAGAGGUUAACACCAUUUUCUAAUUUCUAUUUCAGUUUCUUUAUAUUUAUUGUACUCCGUAAUAUUUUAAGUUUUUUUUGUAUUUAUGGACGCAAGCUUCCAUGGCGACGAGAGUGAUAGAUCGGAUGGGCAUGGUUUCAGGUGAUGAGAAUGCAAGGUCGAUUUCUGCUUUUGACCAUCUCCCAGAACAAAAAGAGAAACUCAUAAAGGUGGAACCACAUCUAAAGAAGCUGCUCCUAGACGUAGAAUGUCAAAUUGGAAGGCAACUCUAGAAUUUGAGGUAAACAUUGAGUAUGUUGGAUGGAUUAUCUUCAACAUUGAUGGAACACUUUAUCUAGAUAGUGUGGUGGGAAAAGAUUCUCACACAACCAUGAUUGAUGGCCUACAAGUUACGGGUUGUGGCGUAGGAGGCAUUGAAGCAGAACAGCAGGAAAAAAUCCCGCCCAAAUGCUAUAUCAACCGUCAAGCCAUGAUCUCUCAAUUACUCGGAUAAGGUAGGCACCACGUUCUUCCCACACAUACGCUUUCAAGUCUCAAACGUGCGUGAUUUUUCUUCACCCUCAAUCACGCCAUGAGCCUUGGACGGAUCCUUAGAGUCGGAAGGGAGACGACGGUGAUAGAGGGGAUAGCGAGGGCAGAUGCAUCGUAAUCAGGAGUUGCUGCUGAAUACAAUUGUCGCCGGCGACCUUGAAUAAUAUUUGCUCGGGAAAUUGACCCCCUCAGGACGGGCAAUUUGGAUGGGAUUCGGGUAGAAACUGGGAGCCAUGGAUGGGAUGAUUUUAGCCUACCUCUUGGAUGACGGUGACUCUGGCUGUGAACUAGAUGGCUUACCUUUGCUACAUUAUUUUGGCUUACCUAUUGGAUGACGGGCAAAACUAAAUAUGAAUUGUCAAGGACAACUUCGGGAGUCACAUCCAUUCCUCAAUGAACUGACAAACAUGUUUGAGCGAACUAUGAAAAAGGGUUCUGUUUUGGUCACUCUUAAACACUGUAAUUUAUUCUUGAUAUUCGUAUUACAUUUCGUUGUUGCGUUAUUUAUUGAUUAAAAUAGUAACAUUCUCAAUCAUGAGUGUGCAGCUUCUAAUAAGUCCAAAUCUCAACGAAAUAAAAAUGAAGACUGCUGGUGAAAAAAAUGAACAUAGGCGGCUCACUUUGUUGCUCACAUGUUGGCAUGUUGCGAUGAUAAAUCUUUUGUAAUUGCCCAAAAGAAUAACUUCUUUGUGAUAAUUGAUAAAACACAAGGCAUCCCCUAGUUAAAUACAGUGUCUUACAAGCGAUCUUAUUGCAUUCAAAAUUUUGAUGAAUAAAAAUUUUAUUUUAUUGGUGGGGUGUGCCGGGCCAAGGAAGUAGUGCAAGCCCAAGGCGACACACGAAAGCCCAAAUAGCAAGCUACUCUAACGGGCCUUCCCCUUAAAAAAUUGAGUUAAUAUCGUGUGGGCCGAUGGCCCACAUAUCAGAUAUUAAACUGAUAAGAACAGAUACUACACUUGAUCUUAGCCAAAAGGCCGAGAAAGUAUAUAAACUAGAAAAAAAUUUCUCAUUAAUUUGGUGGGGCGUGCCGGGCCUAGGAAGUAGUGUAAGCCCAAGGCGACACGUGAAGGCCCAAGUAGCAAGCUACUUUAAUGGGCCUUCCCCCUUAAAAAUUGAGUUAAUAUCGUGUGAGCCAAUGGCCCACAUAUCAGAUAUUAAACUGAUAAGAACAGAUACUACACUUGAUCUUA